Catharus ustulatus (Swainson's thrush) is the source of this 2309-nucleotide messenger RNA. It is a transcript of the gene LACTB, whose product is annotated as lactamase beta. NCBI's taxonomy places the organism in Eukaryota, Metazoa, Chordata, Aves, Passeriformes, Turdidae. The record is from RefSeq and is a predicted model, not a curated record. The transcript is spliced from 6 exons. The coding region runs from base 152 to 1336 and encodes 394 amino acids.
UGCCAGUGCUGGAGCAGCUUACGCUAGCUUGGAUGAAGCAGGAAUCCCAGGUAUACUGGUUGGAGUUUCUGUAGAUGGAAAGGAAGUCUGGUCAGAAGGUUUGGGCUAUGCUGACGUAGAGAACCGCGUGGUGUGUAAGCCAGAGACCAUCAUGCGCAUCGCCAGUAUCAGCAAGUGUCUUACAAUGAUGGCUGUUGCUAAACUGUGGGAGGAGGGGAAACUGGAUUUAGAUGCUCCAGUGCAGAAAUAUGUCCCUGAGUUUCCAGAAAAGGAAUACGAGGGUGAAAAGGUCACGAUCACCACAAGACUGUUGGUUUCACACUUGAGUGGGAUUCGUCACUAUGAAAAAGAUAUUACAAAAGUAAAAGAAGAAAAGGAAAAGGCAAACAGAGCACUUAAGCUAACAAAAUCUCAUCAGGAUAAAGAACAAAAAGAAGGUAAAGGGACUGAAAAAACUGAUUGUGUCAAACAGAAAAAAGAACACGAUAGUGAGACAAAAAGCCAAAAUUCAAAGCCUGGCAAGAAGGACGAGUUUCUACAGGAGGAGUAUUAUUUGAAGGAAAAAUUUGAAAGUGUGAUUGAAUCACUGAAGAUAUUUAAAAAUGAUCCUUUAUUCUUUAAACCAGGUAGUCAGUUCUUGUACUCAACGUAUGGCUUUACUCUCUUAAGUGCUGUUGUGGAGAGAGCUUCCGGACAAAAAUUUACAGAUUAUAUGCUGAAAAUGUUUCGUGAUUUGGAUAUGCUGUCAACUGUCCUUGAUGACAAUGAAGCAAUGAUAUAUAACAGAGCAAGGUGUUACAUUUAUAACAAAAAGGGACGGCUGGUGAAUGCACCGUACGUGGACAACUCUUACAAGUGGGCCGGUGGUGGAUUUCUGUCAUCAGUGGGUGACCUCCUGAAAUUUGGAAAUGCCUUGUUGUACAGUUAUCAAGCUGGACAAUUUAAAAAUAGGAAUGCCAAACUUCUCCCAGGGUACCUCAAGCCAGGCACAGUUGCAAUGAUGUGGACUCCAGUGCCAAAAACAGAAGUGUCGUGGGACAGGGAUGGUAAAUAUGCAAUGGCUUGGGCUGUGGUGGAGAAGAACCAGCAGUAUGGCUGCUGCAGGCGGCAGAGACACUAUGCAUCUCAUACUGGGGGUGCCGUGGGGGCCAGCAGUGUCCUCCUCAUUCUGCCUGAAGAGCUGGACCCUGAAGCUCUGGGUACCCAGCCAGUGGCACCCCCCAGAGGAGUAAUUGUCACUAUUAUCUGUAACAUGCAGUCAGUUUCACUCAACAGCACUGCCUUAAAGAUUGCAAGGGAGUUCGAUAAAGAAAAACAGGCACAACGUGUAGACUAAGAGAUGUAUGUGACUGAACUCUCUGUACUGAAAAACAGAGGGAGAAGGGUGUGAUUGGACUUCAAGUUCAGUAAGUGUGUGGGAAGAAAAAGCAUAAACAAUUCAAUUAACCUCUGCUAGUGGUGCUAAACUUACGUCUUCACUGGAAUUCAUCUCUCAGGGAAGUUCCUAACUUACAGAAAAUGAGAAUGUAACAGUCAAUGGUGACUUUCUGUAGCACCUGUGUAAAUUAUCAUUAUAUUAGCAGGUUAUUUUUUCCAACUAGUGAAACACUUGACCAAGAUAAAAAUAUAGCUUUUUUUCCUUUUUUUUUUGCAUUAAGAAGUACAAAUUAUCUGCCUUGAAUGUUAAACUUUUGAUAAAUUUUACAUCUUGAUUUGAGCACACAAAUAGGUUGCUUGUUAUUCUCACAGUUCCAGUCUGCCAAAACUAUUCAGUAUUACUUUGUAAAGAAAAAUUGUGUUACCAUUGCCUUUUUAUCCCUUAACCUUGAAGCUGCAUCCAGAAUGCAGAUUUAUGCCAGAAGCAAGCUUUUAUCAGAGCUGUGGAUUAAGGACUAGAAAAGAAUGAAUCUAGAGCAAUGUAAGUAAAAAUAUUUUUGUUAUUUAGAUGUUCUCUCAUCCAUUUUUUUGGACAUGGAGCAUGUGUGAAAUUAGUUUACUGUGCAAUAAUGGUAUUAUUUUAGAGUCAAAUCCACCCAAAUAGCACAAUGUGGCAAGCUGUCUAAUGUCCCAUUGUUUGAGUGAUAUACAUGCUAAGUAGGUAGCCAGAAAUGGCACUGUACUCUGUACACAGAUACUCCCUUGUAAACAGAAAUCAGGACCUCAGCUCAAUACAACUUAAAGCCCAUUCUUGAAGCCAGAAGUAGAAGUUCAACCAGCUGAACACGGCAAUGGCAGCUGGGGCACAGCUCUAAGUGCUGCAUCCAGGGCUGGGGACUCCACCUCUUCUCUGGGCAGCUCCUUCCAGUGCC